Carlito syrichta (Philippine tarsier) is the source of this 2369-nucleotide messenger RNA. RefSeq names its product neurotrophic receptor tyrosine kinase 1 (gene NTRK1). The transcript has 16 exons. Bases 77 to 2164 code for a protein of 695 amino acids. Gene Ontology annotation, molecular function: transmembrane receptor protein tyrosine kinase activity; neurotrophin receptor activity; neurotrophin binding. Lineage: Eukaryota; Metazoa; Chordata; Mammalia; Primates; Tarsiidae. Gene Ontology annotation, biological process: regulation of phosphatidylinositol 3-kinase/protein kinase B signal transduction; multicellular organism development; protein phosphorylation. Gene Ontology annotation, cellular component: plasma membrane; axon; signaling receptor complex. The record is from RefSeq and is a predicted model, not a curated record.
UGUCGCGGGAGGCCGGGCGUUGCAGCCGGGAGCGCACAGACGGCGGCCCGGCCGGAGCGAGGCGGGCGCCGCUGCGAUGCUGCCGGGCGGACGGCGCGGGCGGCUCGGCGGGCACGGCCGGGCUACGGGGCCCGGGAGCCUGCUGGCUUGGCUGAUGCUGGCGUCUGCGGGCGCCGCGUCCUGCCCCGAAGCCUGCUGCCCCCACGGCCCCUCGGGGCUGCGAUGCACCAGGGCUGGGGCCCUGCGUAGCUUCCACCACCUGCCGGGCGCAGAGAACCUGACCGAGCUCCACAUCGAGAACCAGCAGCAUCUUCAGCGCCUGGAGCUCGGGGACCUGAGGGGCCUGGGGGAGCUGAGAAACCUCUCCAUCGUGAAGAGUGGUCUCCGUUUCGUGGCACCAGAUGCCUUCCAUUUCACUCCUCGGCUCAGCCGCCUUUGCUUGGGCCAGGGAGGGGCAGCCAGAUGCCCAACACCCGUCCCUCCCAUGACUCUUUCGGUGUCCCCUACACCCACCAGGGUCCUGUCCGGGAACCCUCUGCACUGUUCCUGCGCCCUGCGCUGGCUGCAGCACUGGGAGGAGGAGGGGCUGGGCGGAGUGCGUGAGCAGAAGCUGCAGUGUCUGGGCCAGGGGCCCCUUGCCCUCAUGCCCAAUGCCAGCUGUGGUGUGCCUACGCUGACGGUCCAGAUGCCCAAUGCCUCUGUGGACGUGGGGGACGACGUGUGGCUGGAGUGCCAGGUGGAGGGGCGGGGCCUGGAACAGGCCGGCUGGAUCCUCACAGAGCUGGAGGAGUCGGCCACAGUGAUGAAAUAUGGGGGUCUGCCGUCCCUGGGGCUGACCCUGGCCAAUGUUACCAGUGACCUGAACAAGAAGAAUGUGACAUGCUGGGCGGAAAACAACGUGGGCCGGGCAGAGGUGUCUGUUCAGGUCAACGUCUCUUUCCCGGCCAGCGUGCAGCUGCAUGAUGCAGUGGAGCUGCACCAUUGGUGCAUUCCCUUCUCUGUGGACGGGCAGCCGGCACCCUCACUGCGCUGGCUCUUCAAUGGCUCCGUGCUCAACGAGACCAGCUUCAUCUUCACUGAGUUCCUGGAGCCGGCGGCCAAUGAGACUGUGCGGCACGGCUGCCUGCGCCUCAACCAGCCCACGCACGUCAACAACGGCAACUACACGCUGCUGGCUGCCAACCCCUCUGGCCAGGCCUCGGCCUUCGUCAUGGCCGCCUUCAUGGACAACCCUUUUGAGUUCAACCCCGAGGACCCCAUCCCCGUCUCCUUCUCUCCAGUGGACACUAACAGCACAUCUGGAGACCCCGUGGAGAAGAAGGACGACACACCUUUUGGAGUCUCAGUGGCCGUGGGCCUGGCGGUCUUUGCCUGCCUCUUCCUUUCUACACUCCUCCUUGUGCUCAACAAAUGUGGACGGAGAAACAAAUUUGGGAUCAAUCGGCCUGCUGUUCUGGCUCCAGAGGAUGGGCUGGCCAUGUCCCUGCACUUCAUGACACUGGGUGGCAGCUCCCUGUCCCCCAGUGAGGGCAAAGGCUCUGGGCUCCAAGGCCACAUCAUCGAGAACCCACAGUACUUCAGUGAUGCCUGUGUCCACCACAUCAAGCGCCGGGACAUCGUGCUCAAGUGGGAGCUGGGCGAGGGUGCCUUUGGGAAGGUCUUCCUUGCGGAGUGCCACAAUCUGCUGCCUGAGCAGGACAAGAUGCUGGUGGCUGUCAAGGCGCUGAAGGAGGCGUCCGAGAGCGCGCGGCAGGACUUCCAGCGCGAGGCUGAGCUGCUCACCAUGCUGCAGCAUCAGCACAUCGUGCGCUUCUUCGGUGUCUGCACUGAGGGCCGCCCACUGCUCAUGGUCUUCGAGUACAUGCGGCAUGGGGACCUCAACCGCUUCCUCCGGUCCCACGGGCCUGACGCCAAGCUACUGGCUGGCAGAGAGGAUGUGGCUCUGGGCCCCUUGGGCCUGGGGCAGCUGCUGGCGGUGGCGAUCGAGUGCAUCACGCAGGGACGUGAGCUGGAGCGGCCACGUGCCUGUCCGCCAGAGGUCUAUGCCAUCAUGCGGGGCUGCUGGCAGCGGGAGCCCCAGCAGCGCCAUAGCAUCAAGGAUGUCCAUGCACGCCUGCAAGCCCUGGCCCAGGCAUCUCCUGUCUACCUGGACGUCCUGGGCUAGGGGACCAGCCCAGGGGCUGGGGGCAGGUAGCCAGAGCACUGGGCCUGCCCUCAGCCUCCCCCAUAGCUCCCAGCAGCCCCAGGGUGAUCUCAGAGCAUCUAACUCACCCUCAGCAUGUGGAGGGGACAGUGGGGGCUGGGAGCAGAGGAUGCUCCUGCCUUUCCAGGCAAGGCUCCGUCAUAGCAAUUAUAUUUAUUAUCCCUUG